AUGACCUCAAUUCCCGUGGAGAACAUUGCUGUGCAACGAGGUCGGAUACCACCGAGCCAGCACGGGAUGCCCGGCCACUUCGCCCUGACCAACGGCGAGGCCCUCAAUGGCCAUUCGUACCUCAGCUCCUACAUCUCGCUGCUGUUGCGGGCAGAGCCUUACCCUCCGGCGCGGUACGGGGCCGCGUCGCCCGGUGCAGCCGGCGCCACGGGCCCGUCACUGUGUGCCACCACGGCCCUGCACCAGCACCACCAGCACCCGCACCAGCAGCAACACAUGCUGGCUGCAGCCGGCGGCGGCGGCGCCACGGGCCCCACCAACAACACCGGCAACGGCAACAACAACGGCGCCUCCAUGAUGGGCAUCGACGGCAUCUGUGAGCUGGCUGCGCGGCUCUUGUUCUCCGCCGUCGAAUGGGCCCGCAACAUUCCCUUCUUCCCCGACCUGCCAGUCACUGACCAGGUGGCGCUGCUUCGUUUGGUGUGGAGCGAGCUGUUCGUGCUGAACGCGUCCCAGUGUUCAAUGCCGCUGCACGUGGCGCCGUUGCUGGCGGCAGCGGGGCUCCACGCGGCGGCCGUGCCGCCAGGCGCCAGCCCGUCCGCCCCCUCCGCGCCCGGCAUGACGAUGACUGCCGACCGCGUGGUGGCGCUCAUGGACCACAUCCGCGUCUUCCAGGAGCAGGUGGAGAAGCUCAAGGCCCUGCAUGUCGACUCGGCAGAGUACUCGUGUCUCAAGGCCAUCGUUCUCUUUACCACCGACGCUUGCGGGCUGUCGGACGUGUCGCACAUCGAGUCGUUGCAAGAGAAGAGCCAGUGCGCCCUGGAGGAGUACUGCCGAACCCAGUACCCGAACCAACCGACCCGGUUCGGGAAACUGCUCCUGCGCCUGCCGUCACUCCGCACUGUGUCCCCGCAGGUCAUAGAGCAGAUCUUCUUCGUGCGGCUCGUGGGCAAGACGCCGAUCGAGACGCUCAUUCGCGACAUGCUGCUCAACGGCGGGUCCUUCAACUGGAACUAUUCGUCGGCGGCCGCCAUUGUGCUCGCGUUGAUGCCAAAGCAGUUCACCAGUGAUCCUUCUGUCAUCUCAGUUGUGAUCCCGGGUUGA
This is a messenger RNA of Notodromas monacha, 1104 nucleotides long. The record is from the annotation of a GenBank genome assembly. NCBI's taxonomy places the organism in Eukaryota, Metazoa, Arthropoda, Ostracoda, Podocopida, Cyprididae.